This is a messenger RNA of Sinocyclocheilus anshuiensis, 1759 nucleotides long. Its product is annotated as EGF-containing fibulin-like extracellular matrix protein 2. Gene Ontology annotation, molecular function: calcium ion binding. NCBI's taxonomy places the organism in Eukaryota, Metazoa, Chordata, Actinopteri, Cypriniformes, Cyprinidae. The transcript has 11 exons. The record is from RefSeq and is a predicted model, not a curated record. Bases 440 to 1759 code for a protein of 439 amino acids.
GGGGGCUGUAUGGGGGUCGGAAUGGGCUGUCCCUCUCUCCUCUCUUCCGUCUUUCCCUCCCUUGCAUACAUUCACAGUCCAGCUGUCCGUCUCCACACUCACUCUAUCAGGCUGAGGAGUGAGGAUAGAAGAGAAGACGUGCCACCACUGCACUGAAACAAACUAGAGAGGGAUCCACCGGAAGAAAACAAGAAAAACCACUGCAUUCAAGAACACAGCAAGAAGAAAGCCCGGCUUAUUCCUCAGUGUAACUUCAUCGCAGCAUCAUCUAAUCCACACCAGAGACUCUACCAGCGUGUGUGUGUGUGUGUGUGUGUGUGUGUGUGUGUGUGUGAGAGAGAGAGAGUGCAUGUCUGUCUGAUCCCUCCUCUUUAGUCAACACUCUUGGAGGUGUUUUUGUGCCUGUGCUCAUCAGAGCGUGUUGAAGGUGUGUGUGAGGAUGCAGCCUGGGAGUGUUUUGGUCUUUUGUAUGUGCAUCUCUGUGUUUCUCCACCACGCUAUUUCACAGCAACCCACAGAAACUGACACCUACACGGAAUGUACAGAUGGAUAUCACUGGGAUCCACAGACUCAACACUGCAAAGAUAUAAAUGAAUGUGAGACAAUCCCAGAGGCCUGUAAGGGAGAGAUGAAGUGCUUCAACCACUAUGGCGGGUACCUGUGCCUUCCUCGCUCUGCCUCGGUCAUCCCUGCCCCUGAACCACCCAACCAGAUCCCCCCCAGCCUGGAGAACACGGCCAGCGAGCCAUUCAACCCGUGCCCUCCAGGUUUUGAGCCCCAGGGAGACAGCUGCGUGGAUGUGGAUGAGUGUGAACAGGACAGUCACGACUGCCAGCCCAGUCAGCAGUGUUUCAAUACAGAAGGCUCCUUCUCCUGCCAGUGUCCAGAUGGGUAUCGCAAAGUGGGGACAGAAUGCAUCGACAUUGACGAGUGCCGGUACCGCUACUGUCAACAUCGCUGUGUUAAUGUCCCUGGCUCAUUCUCCUGCCAGUGUGAGCCUGGCUUCCAGCUGGCUGGCAACAAUCGCUCCUGUAUUGAUGUUGAUGAGUGUAGCAUGGGGGCCCCCUGCAGUCAGAGGUGUUAUAACACGUACGGGACGUUCCUGUGUCGAUGUGAGCAGGGUUAUGAGCUGGGGCCAGAUGGCUUUGCCUGCAAUGACAUAGACGAGUGCAGCUACUCCAGUUACCUGUGCCAGUAUCAGUGUGUUAAUGAGCACGGCAAAUUCUCCUGUGUCUGUCCUGAAGGAUAUCAGCUCCUGGGCACGCGCCUCUGCCAAGACAUAAAUGAAUGUGAGACAGGAGCUCAUCAGUGCUCUGAUGGACAGACUUGUGUGAACAUUCAUGGAGGUCACAAGUGUGUUGACAACAAAAGCUGUCAGGAACCCUACGUACAAGUGUCAGACCGCUGUACAUGUCCUAUCACAAAGCCUGGCUGUCGAGACAUGCCCUACUCCAUUGUGCAUCGCUACAUGAGCAUCACGUCCGAGCGCUCUGUCCCCUCAGAUAUCUUUCAGAUCCAGGCCACCAGUGUCUUACCUGGAGCCUACAACACCUUCCGUAUCCGCUCUGGAGAUGACAAUGGAGACUUUUACAUCAGGCAAAUCAACAACAUCAGCGCCAUGCUUGUUCUCGCCCGUGCCGUGAAUGGUCCCAGAGAGUAUGUGCUGGAUCUGGAGAUGGUUUCUAUGAACCCGCUCGUGAGCUACCACACCAGUUCUGUCCUGCGCUUGACCAUCUACGUUGGGCCUCAUGCCUUUUAA